CGAGGUCGCCGUCUCCUCCUCUCCUCCCGCCGGCGGCGGAGAUGAGCGGUGGCGCGAGGAGGGUGCUCGAGGCGUGGAAGCUCGGAGUGGUCAAGUACGGCGACGCCCUCAGGCUACAGGAGAAGCUCGUCGCCGAAAGGAGGGCCGGCCGGGUAUCCGACCUCGUGCUGUCGCUGCAGCACCCGCCCACCUACACCCUCGGCAAGCGGCGCACCGACCACAACCUGCUCCUGCCGGAGGCCGAGCUGAGAGCACUCGGCGCCGACGUCCACCGCACGGAGCGGGGCGGCGACGUCACCUUCCACGGCCCGCGGCAGGCCGUGCUCUACCCCAUCCUCUCUCUUCGGGCCGUCGGGCUCGGUGCGCGGAGGUACGUGGAGGGCCUCGAGUCCGCCAUGAUCGAGGUGGCGGCGCUGUACGGCGUCCAGGCGCGGCCGGGGGCCGCCGGCGAGACUGGCGUGUGGGUCGGGGACAGGAAGAUUGGUGCCAUCGGGGUCAGGAUUUCGUCAGGGUUUACUUGCCAUGGGCUGGCCUUCAACAUCGAUCCUGAUUUGGGUUACUUCAAGAACAUUGUGCCCUGCGGCAUCGCCGACAAGGAGGUCACCUCUCUGCGGCGAGAGGCGGCAUUGGAGCUCCCUCCCGAUGAGGUGAUCCAUGAUCAGCUCGUGCAGAGCUUAGCAAGAACAUUCUGUUUCAGCGAUGUAGAAGUCAAGGAUGAGACCGAGUGCGCCGACAUGGUCUGCUUAGCUGCAGCCACACAAUCGUGAUUUGUGUUUUAUCAUGUAUACUUUAGAGCACUUCAGAACGUCUUGCCAUCGAGUUUGGAAAUAACAUUAGAAAAUUUUGGUCUGAUUUUGUUCAUUGCAAAUGAAGGUGACCUCCAAUUUGGAGCAUAAAUGAAGAAUAAAUGAUGCUGCAAGCUUUGUCUUUCA
Messenger RNA from Oryza brachyantha (malo sina), 932 nucleotides. Its product is annotated as octanoyltransferase LIP2, mitochondrial. Gene Ontology annotation, cellular component: mitochondrion. The record is from RefSeq and is a predicted model, not a curated record. Gene Ontology annotation, molecular function: lipoyl(octanoyl) transferase activity. Lineage: Eukaryota; Viridiplantae; Streptophyta; Magnoliopsida; Poales; Poaceae. The transcript has a single exon. Gene Ontology annotation, biological process: protein lipoylation. Bases 42 to 767 code for a protein of 241 amino acids.